UGUUGUGUUUACAUUUUCUUGUCCACCCGAAUCCCCCGACAAGCCCAACUCUCCUGUGUCUAAAAACCAUCUGCGAGCCGCAAUGUCGGUCAUGGCAACCGCAACUGGAACAUCACCAGCUGUUGGAUCGUUCUACAUCAGACGAUCCACUAGGGGGGUGCCUCGGUUGAGGAUGGCCGUCCGAUCUAGCGCCAUUUCAGCGGUUCCCCCCAUCUUGACCAAGAUACAGAAAGACUGUGCCACUCCCCUGCCAGUUCUUCGCCACGUUUCGGACUCCAUGUCUGCUGAUAUCCGUGCUGGCCUUGCUGUUGAUGGCGGUAGCGAUCUCCAGAUGAUCCUCAGCUACGUUGAUAGCUUGCCUACUGGGAACGAGAAAGGAUUGUUUUAUGCGUUGGAUCUUGGGGGAACCAACUUUCGGGUGCUGAGGAUUCAGUUAGGUGGGAAAGAUGAGCGCGUGAUCGCCACUGAAUUUGAGCAAGUUUCCAUCCCGCAAGAACUCAUGUUUGCUACCUCCGAGGAGCUAUUGGAUUUUAUUGCUUCUGUGCUGGCAAAUUUUGCACAAAAAGAAGGUGGAAAGUUUCACUUACCUCCUGGGAGGAAAAGGGAAAUUGGAUUCACUUUUUCAUUCCCUGUGAAGCAGACAUCAAUUGAUUCUGGAAUACUAAUUAAGUGGACCAAGGGUUUUGCAGUUUCAGGAACGGCCGGAAAAGAUGUUGUUGCUUGCUUGAAUGAAGCUAUGGAUAGGAAAGGAUUAGAUAUGCGAGUGUCUGCCAUGGUGAAUGAUACGGUGGGAACCUUGGCUGGAGCUAGAUACUGGGAUGAUGAUGUUAUGGUUGCUGUCAUUUUGGGUACAGGAACAAAUGCUUGCUAUGUGGAACGGAUGGAUGCUAUUCCUAAAUUGCAAGGCGAGUUUUCUCCCUCUGGAAGAACGAUUGUCAACCUUGAGUGGGGAGCAUUCUCAAAAGGCCUUCCUUUAACGGUGUUUGAUAGAGAUAUGGAUGCUGCUAGCAUCAAUCCUGGGGAACAGAUAUUUGAGAAGACAAUCUCUGGAAUGUACCUUGGUGAAAUUGCACGAAGAGCUCUGCUGAGCAUGGCUGAAGAAGGUUCUUUGUUUGGUGAAUCCGUGCCCAAAAAACUAUCCACGCCUUUUGUGCUCAGAACCCCAGAUUUAUCUGCAAUGCAGCAGGACAACACAGACGAUCUGCAGACUGUUGGAUCAAUCCUAUAUGAUGUAGCGGAGGUUGAGUCCAACCUAAAUUCAAGGAAGGUAGUCCUAGAGGUUUGUGACACCAUUGUGAGGCGAGCUGGACGUUUAGCUGGUGCUGGAAUAGUGGGGAUUCUCCAAAAGAUAGAAGACGAUUCAAAAGGUACCAUCUUUGGAAAACGAACUGUAAAGCCUCCAAUCCAAUCACACACAGUGGAAGCAAAAUCAAACAAUAAAUCAAAUUUGAGUCAAUAUUUUCAACACUGUAAUGAUCAUGGAUGGAGGCUUGUACGAACGCUACCCCAGUAUAGAAGAUACUUGAAAGAAUCUGUAACAGAGCUUCUUGGACCCGAAACAUCCCAUCACAUUGUCAUAGAGCAUUCAAAGGAUGGCUCUGGGAUUGGGGCUGCUCUCUUGGCUGCUACAAACUCCAAGUAUGACCACAAUUAUUAG
Messenger RNA from Durio zibethinus, 1657 nucleotides. The record is from RefSeq and is a predicted model, not a curated record. Lineage: Eukaryota; Viridiplantae; Streptophyta; Magnoliopsida; Malvales; Malvaceae.